This is a messenger RNA of Colius striatus (speckled mousebird), 2638 nucleotides long. Its product is annotated as MSL complex subunit 1. The record is from RefSeq and is a predicted model, not a curated record. The transcript has 7 exons. The coding region runs from base 564 to 1952 and encodes 462 amino acids. Gene Ontology annotation, cellular component: MSL complex. Lineage: Eukaryota; Metazoa; Chordata; Aves; Coliiformes; Coliidae.
GUGCAUGCGCACUAAGCCCGGUUUAAAGGUAACUGGGGGCGCCGUGCGCUCCUCGCCUCGACCCGCCCUCAGUACCGGCACGCCUCUUCCCCCGCGUGAAACGGUCCCGUGUGGGUCCCCUUUUGGUUCCACCCUUUGCCUACCCCGCACGAGGGAGGGGGCGGUGGGUGUCCCGCGGGCCCCCCGCCGCCCGAGGCGGAGGAUGCGCCUCUCUGAUGGCGACGGGGCCCCGCCGGCCCCUGGGCUGCGCAGCCGGUGGCUGUUGCGCCGCGUCGACGGGCGGUAGCAGGUCGAUGAGGAGCAGAGGGCACCAGCCAUGAGGUCCACCGCCUUCCGGGCGGCAGAGCCGCCGCGGGGGGGGACGGGAGGAGGAGGCCACCCCACUGCACCGCCCGCCGCCCCGCCGGCCCCGGGAGCCGCCGCCGCUGGGGGCACACAAGGGCCGCGGCGGCGGAGUGGUGGCGGCGGAGCAGCAACAGCAGCGUUGGGCCGGGCUAGUGCCGCUGGCCAGUGUCAAGCAGGCCGGCGCGGGGGAUGCGGGCGCCCGGCCGCGCUACCAGACGAUGCUGCCCGGGCGCGGCGCCGGGGAGGGUGCGGUGGGGCCGGGAGCGGGACCCACCGAACCGGGUCCUCCUCCGCUACCUCCGCCGCCGCCCGCCGAGGGCAAGUGGAAGAGCGGCUCGCGGCGCGGCGGGAUGGGAGCUGAUGGGGGCUCGCCAGGGCAGGCGGCCUGCCUGCGGCAAAUCCUGCUGCUCCAGCUGGACCUCAUCGAGCAGCAGCAGCAGCAGCUGCAGGCCAAGGAACGACAGAUCGAGGAGCUCAAGGCCGAGCGGGACACGCUCCUUGCGCGCAUUGAACGCAUGGAAAGGCGAGUGCAGCUGGUGAAGAAGGACAGCGAACGGGAGAAGCACUGCAUCUUCCAGGGCUUUGAGGUGGAUGAGAAGCUGGAGGCAGAGGCCUGUGAGAAGCUGCCACUGGAGUGUCCCCAGGACCUGCUGGAGCCUCCCCCAGCCCUGCAGCCCAAACACUUCCCCUAUGGCCGGAAUGGGAAGGGGCACAAAAGGAAGCCGAUGUUUGGGAGUGCGGAGAGAAAGACUCCUGUUAAAAAACUGGUGUCCGAGUUCUCGAAGGUGAAGAGUAAAACUCCGAAGCACUCCCUGGGAAAGGAGGAAUUGGGCAUCUCCUUAUCUGAAACUGUUUGUAAACGAGAACUGCGGAGCCAAGAGACUCUGGAAAAACCCAGAUCGCUCCUGGAGACCCCGCUUCGAGCCUCAGCCCCACCAAAGGGUCCUGGUGCCCAGCCCAAGGAGAAGGGCUUCUUCAGCAGCGAGACAGAUGACCUGCCCUAUCUCUCAACCACAGAAAUGUACUUGUGCCGCUGGCACCAGCCGCCCCCGUCGCCGCUGCCAUUGCGGGAGCCCUCCCCAAAGAAGGAGGAGACUGUAGCAAUUCCAUCUUGGAGGGACCAUGUUGUGGAGCCCCUGAGAGACCCCAACCCCUCAGACCUCCUGGAGAACCUGGACGACAGCGUCUUUUCCAAACGGCAUGCCAAGCUGGAGCUGGAUGAGAAACGAAGGAAAAGGUGGGACAUUCAGCGGAUCAGGGAACAGAGAAUUCUACAGCGGCUGCAGCUCCGAAUGUACAAAAGGAAAGGGAUUCAGGAGUCGGAGCCUGAAGUUACCUCAUUUUUCCCUGAGCCAGAUGAUGGAAUUUUGAGCUGCCCUGGCUGGACGAGCGCAGCCGCUGCCGACUGGAGAUGCAGAAGAAGCAGACACCACACCGGACCUGCCGGAAAUAGUGGAGCUACCGGGAGCUCUGUACACCACUGGGUCAUGCCAAUGGCUGCUGCCUUCUUGUUUGACAAAUGGUUUUGUUCCUCUGCCCCAGCCUUGUUCUCUUGGAUUUUAAAACACGUUCCUUGGACUUGUCCUUCUGUUCUGGCAGACAUGUAACUGGUAGCACCGGGCAGUAGCUGUCUGAGGCUUCCUACCAGCUGCUCCAGUCCUGGAGGCAGUGUGGGCGGAUUCCAGCCCCUCUUGCCCAUCCUUGCUGCUGAUUCAGCUCCAUGUGCUGCCUCUGCCCUCCUGCAGCCAAUGUUUAGUUUAUGUUGGACAUUCAACUUUGAGCUGUGUGUGGGAAUGUGGGGAGCAUGAGCACCAGACCACAGUGCCAGGACUGCUGCUUCACCAGACCCUGUCCCACCAUGGCUCUGCUGCCUCUGUCUCCUUGUUACAUUUAGUUAAAAAAUGGGAUAAACAUCAGUUUAUGUCCAGUUUGUUUUUUGAGAAGUGGCAGCUGGUGCUGCCAGUGGGUCCUGGUGCUGCCAUGGCAAGGAGGGUGGUGCCAGGAGCCCACUUAAGUUUCCCCCCCUCCCUUGAAUGGCUGUAACAGGGUGGGAGAGUUUAAAAACCAUUUUUUUGGUGUGUGAAAUAGAAAUCCUCUAUGUACAAUUUUGUGGGUUUUAAUAUUUUUUUAUAGAUAAUGUUUUGAGGUUGGCAAGCUGUGUGCUGUUACAAGGGGAAGCAGACACUGACACCCCCUUCCUUUCCCCCAACAUCCCCUGUCCUGGCUGAGUCCCCAGGGUACUACUUGAGCCCUGGGAACUGGACCCAGUGCUGCUGGCUUGGGGGGGGGGGGG